GGCAAAGAUUUUCUCUCUCACUUAGUUGUGGGUGUGAGUGUGUGUGUGAAGUGCCGGGGAAGGUGAUGAAUUCGAGAGAGAUAACUUUGCUUUUCGCCGCAGCAGGAUUGGGUGCGGUGACCUCCGCUAUCUCCGUCAGCUUGUUCUUCAACUUCAGAAGCCCCAAGAAGCGCUGCUCGGAAAACGGCGUCGAGGAGAAGAAAUCUGCUCUUCAGAGCCCAUUUGAUCCCGCAAAGCGGAAAGGAUAUCUGUCCUGGGAUGACUAUUUUAUGGCAAUUGCAUUUCUUUCAGCUGAGAGGUCCAAGGAUCCCAACAGACAGGUUGGUGCUUGCUUGGUGAGCGAAAAGGGAAUAAUACUUGGCAUUGGUUACAAUGGGUUUCCACGUGGUUGCUCAGAUGACAAGCUUCCAUGGUCUAAGAAAUCCAAGAAUGGAGAUCCCCUGGAAACAAAGUACCCUUAUGUAUGCCAUGCUGAAGUCAAUGCUAUCUUGAACACAAAUCAUGCAUCUGCUGCAGGGCAAAGGCUUUAUGUUACAAUGUUUCCUUGCAACGAAUGUGCAAAGAUAAUUAUUCAGUCAGGUGUUGUAGAGGUUAUCUACUAUGUGGAGAAGAGAUUGGAAAAUCCGGAUGCUGCCUAUGUUGCUUCGCGCAAACUUCUAUCUAUGGCAGGUGUAAAAGUAAGGAGACAUCAGCCGCAGAUGGAACAGAUCCUGAUCAAAUUCGAUGACCUUUAGGAGCUUCUAAGACAGCUGCACCAGUAUGCUAACCUUUAAUAGUGUUAUGGACAUAAUUAGCCCAAAUGUUAAGAAGUCCAAUAGAGUUACUGCAAAAUUAAUAGGUCUAUGGACUA
Sesamum indicum (sesame) is the source of this 850-nucleotide messenger RNA. Its product is annotated as Cytidine/deoxycytidylate deaminase family protein. Gene Ontology annotation, molecular function: zinc ion binding; dCMP deaminase activity. Gene Ontology annotation, cellular component: cytoplasm. Lineage: Eukaryota; Viridiplantae; Streptophyta; Magnoliopsida; Lamiales; Pedaliaceae. The record is from RefSeq and is a predicted model, not a curated record.